This is a messenger RNA of Petromyzon marinus (sea lamprey), 1045 nucleotides long. Lineage: Eukaryota; Metazoa; Chordata; Hyperoartia; Petromyzontiformes; Petromyzontidae. The record is from RefSeq and is a predicted model, not a curated record.
AUGGAGCAGAUGAACUCUCCACAGUGCCACGCACACACGGGCGAGAAGCCAUUCAAGUGCUCUGUGUGUGGGAAUGCAUUUGCACAGAAAUCAAAUCUUAACACUCACAAGAAAACACACACGGGCGAGAAGGCAUUCAAGUGCUCUGUGUGUGGGAAGGCAUUUGCACAGAAAUCAAAUCUUAACACUCACAAGAAAAUACACACGGGCGAGAAGCCAUUCAAGUGCUCUGUGUGUGGGAAGGCAUUUGCACAGAAAUCAAAUAUUAACACUCACAAGAAAACACACACUGGUGAUAAACCAUUCAAGUGCUCUGUCUGUGGGAAGGCAUUUGCAUAGAAAUCAAAUCUUAACACUCACAAGAAAACACACACGGGCGAGAAGACAUUCAAGUGCUCCUUGUGUGGGAAGGCAUUUGCACAGAAAUCAAAUCUUAACAGACACCAUAAAACACACACGGGUGAGAAGCCAUUCAAUUGUUCUGUGUGUGUGAAGGCAUUUUCACGGAAAUCAACUCUUAGCAGACACCAGAAAACACACACAGGCGAGAAGCCGUUCAAUUGCUCUGUGUGUGGGAAGGAAUUUUCACAGAAAUCACAUCUUCAGAGUCACCAGAAAACUCACACAGGCGAGAAGCCGUUCAAUUGCUCUGUGUGUGGGAAGGCAUUUGCACAGAAAUCACAUCUUCAGAGUCAUCAGAAAACACACACUGGCGAGAAGCCAUUCAAGUGUUCUGUGUGUGGGAAGGCAUUUGCACGGAAAACAAUUCUUCACAGUCACCAGAAAACUCACACGGGCGAGAAGCCAUUCACUUGCUCUGCGUGUGGGAAGGCAUUUGCAUGGAAAUCAAAUCUUCACAGUCACCAGAAAAUUCACACGGGAUGGCUGGAUGUAGUGGAGGUAAUGAGUCCUGGCAACAAUUACUCUUUCGACCUCAUGCAGGUGGAUGCUGAGAAAUCGCUGCUGGAGUGGCUGGAGGGUCAAAGUUUUGAGGACUUCUGUUAACUCUUGAAGUCCUGGAAUGUGCAUGUUUGUGUCUCUGUUA